Coffea arabica (coffee) is the source of this 1458-nucleotide messenger RNA. NCBI's taxonomy places the organism in Eukaryota, Viridiplantae, Streptophyta, Magnoliopsida, Gentianales, Rubiaceae. The record is from RefSeq and is a predicted model, not a curated record.
AUGCCAGGGAUCUCUACAGACAUAGUGAUUCACAGGUUGCCAACUGACCCAAAUUUUUUACUUGUAAAGCAGAAGCCAUUGCCUAAGAAAUCUGGGGAGGUGCGAGUAUGUGUUGAUUACAGAGAUCUGAAUAAGGCCAGUCCGAAAGAAGAUUUUUCUUUGCCAAACAUUCAUAUUCUUUUGGACAAUACUGCUGGACACGAAAUUGAAUCUUUUGGUGAUUGUUUUGUUGGGUAUUAUCAAAUCUUAAUGGCAGAAGAAGACAGAGAAAAAACCUCUUUUAUCACCCCAUGGGGAAUCUUUUGUUAUAGAGUGAUGCCUUUCGGAUUGAAGAAUGUUGGAGCCACUUAUCAGAGGACCAUAACUAUCCUGUUCCAUGACAUGAUUCACAAAGAGAUGGAGGCUUAUGUGGAUGAUAUCAUAAUUAAAUCCAGGAAGGUUGAGGACCAUUUGGUUGAUUUAAAGAAGCUGUUUGAAAGAUUGAGGAAGUAUAAUUUGAAGUUGAACCCCGCGAAAUAUGCUUUUGGAGCUCCGGCUGUGUCACCUCAGCCAGGGAGACCUCUGAUUAUGUAUUUGUCUGUUCUUGAUGAGGCUGUCGGAUGCGUUCUGGGACAGCAUGACGAGUCUGGGAGAAAGGAGCAAGCCAUCUACUAUCUGAGCAAGAAAUUUACAGCAUAUGAAGCCUACUAUUCUUUCCUUGAGAGAAGUUGUUGUGCUUUAGCAUGGGCAGCUCAGAAGUUGAGACAUUAUUUGCUCGGUUAUACCACUUACUUAAUUUCCUGUUCUGAUCCUCUAAAAUACCUAUUGGAAAAGUCGAUGCCCACUAGACGUAUGAUUAAGUGGCAAAUGAUCCUUUCCGAGUUCGACUUUGUCUUCACAACACAAAAGGCAAUCAAUGGUCAAGUUAUAGUAGAUCAUUUGGCAGAAAAUCCAAGAGAUGAUGAUUACCAACCAUUGCAUACCUACUUUCCUGAUGAAGAAAUUCUAUUCGUUGGAGCAGUUGAGAAUAUGAGUAAGCAGUAUCUUGGAUGGAGGUUAUUUUUCGAUGGUGCGGCAAAUUCUUUUGGAGCUGGAAUUGGAGCAGUUUUAGUGUCGCCUGAAGGGAAACAUUAUUUUGCUACCGCCAAAUUACAGUUUCCUUAUACCAACAACAUGGCUGAGUAUGAAGCUUGUAUUUUUGGAUUGAAAAUGGCAUUGGACAUGGAGAUUAAGGACCUGAUAGCAUUCAGUGAUUCUGAUUUACUUGCGCACCAGACGCUUAAGCAGUGGGUAACUCGGGAUUCAAAAAUUAUGUUGUAUCAUUGUAACUUGCUUAGUUUGGCCAGCAAAUUCAGGAAUUUGGAACUCAGACAUAUUCCCCGCACUCGUAAUGCAUUUGUUGAUGCUUUAGCUACUCUGUCUUCGAUGAUCCAACAUCCCGAUGAACUGGUGAUUGAACCUAUACAGAUUCAACUUUAG